UCGACAACCGGGGCAGAAAAGACUUAAGAGAGACAGUUUUAUUUAUUGACUAAACAUUUUAUAGUUGGUAGAAAUAAUGACUAUUUCUGUAGAAAUAGUGAAAACUGGUUAUUCAUUUGUUGAUAAUGACAAAAACAUAAUGAAAGCCAACUGCACCUGUACUCUAGUAAAAGAAGGGAGCAUCUCCGUGAUAGUUGAUACAUUAACAGCUUGGGAUGGUGCUUUUUUAUUGAAUGAAUUGGAGAAAAAAGGUCUAAAGCCGAGUGAGAUAACCCAUGCAAUAGCCACACAUGGACAUUCAGAUCACAUUGGAAACCUGAACUUAUUUACCAAUGCUCUUCAUAUUGUUGGUCAAUCAGUGUCAAGACAAGAUGAAUAUCUCUUGCAUAAUUUUGAGGAUCAACCUUAUAAAAUAUCUGAGAAUAUAGAAGUAAUUGCUACUCCUGGUCAUACAUUAUCAGAUGUCAGCAUCAUUGUAAAAAAUACUGCAUUAGGUGUUGUUGCUAUUGUUGGUGAUUUAUUUGAAAAACAGGAAGAUAUUUCAAAUCCACAUGUGUGGCAAGUAAUUGCAGGAAGUGAAAAUGAGGAUUUGCAAUUUAAAAAUAGAGAAAAGAUACUGAAUUCUGUUGAUUACAUAAUUCCAGGACAUGGACCUGGGUUUGUUGUAACUGAAGGUUUACGAGGAAUUCAUAAGUCAACAAAAUUAUCAGCAUUGGCGCUAGCUGUUGAAGAGCCCAGGGCAGAAGAGAAAUAGUGGGUUGGCAAAAAGAGAGGGUGAGAAAGAAAUUGAAAUUAAAGCAUUUAUGGCUGUAAAUAUCAAUUUAU
Molecule: messenger RNA, 825 nt
Organism: Uloborus diversus
Lineage: Eukaryota; Metazoa; Arthropoda; Arachnida; Araneae; Uloboridae
Product: metallo-beta-lactamase domain-containing protein 1-like
Exons: 4
Coding region: 77-754 (225 amino acids)
Source: RefSeq, a predicted model, not a curated record